Heterobasidion irregulare TC 32-1 is the source of this 4380-nucleotide messenger RNA. Its product is annotated as ABC transporter. Gene Ontology annotation, molecular function: ABC-type transporter activity; ATP binding; ATP hydrolysis activity. Gene Ontology annotation, biological process: transmembrane transport. Bases 1 to 4380 code for a protein of 1459 amino acids. The transcript has 20 exons. NCBI's taxonomy places the organism in Eukaryota, Fungi, Basidiomycota, Agaricomycetes, Russulales, Bondarzewiaceae. Gene Ontology annotation, cellular component: membrane. The record is from RefSeq and is a predicted model, not a curated record.
AUGGCUGAUCAUCCCGACAAUCAGAGUACCCGCGGGGUCAGGCUGCCCGAUCGCCAUAUCUCCUCGCCCUCAGGUGUAUCAGUCCAUGAAGUUACUCAUGAUCUAGUACCCGACCUUCCUCACAUCGCUCGAAGGCCGCAUCAUACAUCUCCUAAACGUACUGAGAGCUUUGGUUCGGAUGCCACACUCUUUGGUGUCGAUGCACCUUUUGACUUUGAGAAGGUGGUGCUCGAGGCCGCCAAAAGGUACGUAGCGUCUGGUAUAAGAACCAGGGAGCUCGGUGUUAUGUUCAAAGAUCUUUGUGUAAUCGGUCUUGGUUCUUCAGUAAGCUACCAGGCCACGUUCAGUUCUCUUUUCAAUCCAGUGCAUGCAUGGAAUGCAUUGAAAAAUUGGCGCAACCCUUCACUGAGAACAAUUCUUACUGGGUUCGAAGGCAUUGUUCGCCCUGGGGAAAUGCUAUUGGUCCUAGGAAAUCCGGGUUCAGGGUGUAGCACAUUUCUGAAGACUCUAGCAAAUCAACGCGGGGAAUAUCACUCGGUUCAAGGCGACGUUCGCUACGAUUCAUUUACCCCGGAAUAUAUUGCUAAACAUUUUCGUGGAGAUGUGGUGUAUUGUCCUGAAGACGACGACCAUUUUCCUACACUUUCCGUCGACGACACUUUACAGUUUGCAGCGAAGAUGCGUACGCCACAACAUCGCAUCGACAACAUGAGCCGAAAGCAGUUCAUACAUGAUAUCACCACCGUUCUCCAGACGACUUUUGGUCUCUUACAUGUAAGGAAGACUCCAGUCGGGGAUGCUGCUAUCCGUGGAGUGAGCGGAGGGGAGAAAAAGCGUGUUUCGAUCACUGAGAUGCUGGCUACUCGAGCUCUCAUUGGCGCAUGGGACAACUCAACUCGCGGUCUUGACGCAUCGACGGCCCUCGAAUUUGCUCGUACGCUGCGUAUUGCGACGAAGACAGCAUGUCUGUCCACCAUUGUGUCUAUUUACCAAGCUGGCGAAUCACUGUACGGUCAGUUCGACAAAGUGUGUGUGAUCUACGAGGGUCGCAUGGCGUAUUAUGGGCGGGCAGAUCGUGCAAAGCAGUAUUUUAUGGACCUUGGAUUUGAGCCCAUGGCCAGACAGACUACCGCUGAUUUUCUUGUCACAGUGACGAAUCCCGAUGUGCGGAUUACACGACCUGGUUUUGAGAAUCGCGUACCAAGGACGGCUGAAGAGUUCGCGGAGCGUUUUCUUGUAUCGAACGCGUCCGCCGAUAAUCGUGCUGACAUGAAAGCCUAUGAAGCAGAAUUCAUAGGACAAGAACCACGUGCGCUGGCAUACAAGCAAAGUGCAUGGGCAGAGCGCGCUCGCACCCAUAACAAAAGCAGCCCGUAUACAAUUUCAAUAUCCAUGCAAAUAAAGGCUGUAGUAGCACGCAGGAUGCAAAUAUUGAAAGGAAGCUGGCUUCAAGAGGCCAUUCGUAUCGGCGCGUUUCUGUUCGAGUCGAUCAUUGUUGGCACGGUGUUCUACAAAACUCCUGGAAAUACGUCUGCAUAUUUCUCUCGUGGAGGCGUACUUUUUUUCGCGCUGCUUUUCGCUACACUCACUUCUAUGGCUGAAAUCCCAACUCUGUUCAGUCAGCGGCCAAUUGUCCUAAGACAUCUCAAGGCUGCCAUGUAUCACCCAUUCAUUGAAGCGAUCGCCAUUACUGUUGUUGACAUACCCAUCACCCUGUUAAGCAUGCUGAUCUUCUGUGUCGUGCUCUACUUUCUCGUCGGCCUGCAGUCAACAGCAGGUCAAUUUUUCGUUUUCUUUUUGUUCACUUCUGCGAUGACUUGGACAAUGAAGACGGUAUUUCGUGCCAUCGCCGCAGCAUUUGAUUCACCUGCACCAGCCCAGUCAGUCGCAGGAGUCGUAUUCCUUGGUGCUGCAUUCUAUACUGGCUAUACCCUUCCGAAACCGUCCAUGAUCGGUGCGCUGAAAUGGCUCACCUAUAUCAACCCACUUAGAUACGGCUUUGAGGGUCUUAUGACCAACGAGUUUCACACCCUUGAUGGGGCAUGCUCAACACUUGUUCCGAGUGGUCCUGGGUAUGAGAAUGUGUCCCUUGCAAAUCAAGUAUGCACCAUUGUCGGCUCUCUGCCUGGACAGGGAGUUGUAGACGGAGGAAGAUUCCUCGAGCUCUCGUACGGCUAUUCCAACCGAUAUCUUUGGCGUAACUUCGGAAUUGUCUGUGCAUUCGGUCUAUUCUUCUUCUUCUUGUUCCUGCUCUUUACCGAGAUCAAUACUUCGGCGUCAAGAAAUGCAUCGGUUUUACUCUUCAAGCGAGGAUCACGAUCCCCUCUGACUCCCACUUCGGGUGUGAAGGCGGACGAAGAGAAGGGUCGAACAGAAGAAUACACGCCAAGACUAGUCAAGACCAAAUAUACCGCGGAAAAGGCCUCGCGGGGCGUGCUCCUCUCGAACGAGAUUUUCACCUGGCAUGGGCUACAGUAUGAUGUACCCGUAGCUGGAGGCAAUAUUCGCCGUCUGUUGGACAACGUGUCCGGAUAUGUUGCGCCGGGCAAUCUGACGGCGCUUAUGGGAGAGUCAGGCGCAGGCAAGACGACCCUUCUGAAUGUUCUCGCCCAGCGAUUCACGACUGGCGUGGUAGCUGGGGAUAUCUUUGUUAACGGAGAACUGCUUCCAGUAGAUUUCCAAGCUCAGACGGGAUACUGCCAACAAACGGACACACAUCUCCCAACAGCCACGGUCCGCGAGGCGCUCUUGUUUUCUGCAAAGCUCAGACAGCCACCUUCCGUUCCGCUCGCGGAGAAGGAGGCCUACGUCGACACUGUCUUGGAAAUGUGUGGUCUCGAAGCUUUCGCAGACGCAAUUGUGGGCUCCCUAGGGGUUGAGCAAAGGAAGCGCACUACUAUCGGCGUUGAACUAGCAGCGAAUCCGAAAUUUCUGUUAUUCUUAGACGAGCCAACCUCUGGACUGGACGCGCGAAGUGCUUUUGCCAUUAUGAAGUUCCUACGCUCCUUAGCUGACCGUGGACUGGCCAUUCUGUGCACCAUUCAUCAGCCUUCCUCAGAACUGUUUCAGAUGUUUGAUCGACUUCUACUUCUUCGGAAGGGAGGACAGACUGUUUAUUUUGGUGACAUCGGCGAGAAUGCAUCUACCUUACUUCGAUACUUUGAGAACAACGGCGGGGAUCUGUGCCCGAGCGAAGCGAACCCUGCAGAAUACAUCUUAGAGGUUAUCGGCGCCGGUGCUACUGCGUCGAAAGAGAAAGCGGACGGCUGGCACGCCAUCUGGGAACACUCGAAGGAGGCGGAGCAGGUACACCAUGAAUUGGACAAUAUUGUCAAUGCAGGUCGCGGGUACUCUUUGGCAGCCAUCCAGAAGCACUCUGAAUACUCAACCAAUUGGUCAUACCAGACUACGACCCUUCUCACGAGGGAGCUUCAGAGACACUGGCGUGAUCCAAACUAUCUCCUUUCCAAGAUGUUGCUUAACGUUGCGGGGGGGUUGUUCAUCGGAUUUACCUUUUAUCAAGCUAAAGAUUCUAUCCAAGGGACACAGAACAAGCUCUUCUCUAUCUUCAUCAGCACUGUGCUGGGCCUUCCUCUGGCUAACCAGAUACAGGUCCCGUUCCUCGAGACGCGCGCGAUCUACCUCGUCCGCGAACGACCGAGUCGAAUGUACAGUUGGUCGGCGUUCCUCACUGCUCAGAUUCUCGGCGAGAUCCCGUUCAACAUCGCUGGGUCGUCUCUCUAUUUCUUGACCUGGUACUGGACGGUCGGUUUCCCUACGGACCGCGCUGGAUAUACGUACUUGAUGCUCGGCAUCAUAUACCCUCUCUAUUAUACAACGCUUAGCCAAGGCGUCGCCGCGAUGUCACCCAACAUAGAGAUAUCGGCCCUCUUAUUCUCGUUCUUUUUCUCGUUUGCGUUCAUCAUGAACGGGGUACUUCAGCCUUUCCAGCACCUUGGCUGGUGGAAAUGGAUGUACCGAGUCUCGCCGCUCACGUACUUCCUCGAGGGCGUCUUUGGUCAAUCUGCCGGUAACUUGGAGGUCAACUGUGCAGCCGUGGAGUUUGUGACAGUCGAACCCCCUUUGGGUGAAACAUGCGUACAAUACCUCGCACAAUUUAUGACCACGGCCGGCGGGUAUCUCACAAACCCAGACGCGAACGCCCAUUGUCAAUAUUGCUCCGUGCGGACGACUGAUCAGUUUAUGGAAGCGAGCUUCAAUAUCUUUCCUUCACACCAUUGGAGAGAUUUCGGAUUGAUGUGGGUCUACGUCGCGGUCAAUAUUCUGAUCAUUUAUGCCAUGACCUACGUCUUUCACAUACGCAGGCCUGGUAACCCAAUCAACUUCGCCAGACGGAUUUUUUCCCGUAGGACUUCGUGA